Messenger RNA from Eurytemora carolleeae, 1390 nucleotides. RefSeq names its product integumentary mucin C.1. The record is from RefSeq and is a predicted model, not a curated record. The coding region runs from base 1 to 1038 and encodes 345 amino acids. Lineage: Eukaryota; Metazoa; Arthropoda; Copepoda; Calanoida; Temoridae. The transcript has 11 exons.
AUGAGGUUCUACUCCAGUCCAGCUAGUUCAACUACUCUUGUACAGACCCGUCUGGACAACCUGCAAGAGGGAGCAGCUGUUGAUAUUGUGAGCAUAUCUCAUACUCUAGGAGCAGCUGUGGAUAUUGUGGACAUAUCUGAUACUCUAGGAGCAGCUGUGGAUAUCGUGGACAUAUCUCAUACUAUAGGAACAGUUGUGGAUAGUAUGGACACAUCUCAGAUAGUAGCUGUCAUCUCCGUCUGCCUCACAUCUCCUUACCUGUACUUGAAUUCGGUGAAAGGACUAAGGAUUUUUCAUGGAGCUUUUACGUGGAAUAAGGAAAGAAGUAAAUGUCUCUGCAAAACUAAAAAACCUGAUGAUGUUAGGAGUAACAAUGGUGUGAUAUCUGGAGAUUUUAACUGCCAAACCUCAACAACCCCAGCAACAGAUGCAGGAAAAGACUCUGGAGUAGAACCAACUACUACACCCCCAGAUCCUGGUGCAGAUAAAAACGCACCUGUAUCCAUAUCUUCAAUUUCACCUACAACCACAUCCACAACCACAACAACUUCAACAACGUCCACAACAACAACAACAACAACAGAAAGUGCUGGUUGUAUUCCGAAGAAGUGUAUUCUUCCAGGGUUUUUAGCAGAUGAUUCAGCAACAACAUCUUCAGGCUUAAAUUAUAAGUCUGGGCUGAAGAAUGCUGAAGAAUGUGGUUGUUUUUGCCUUAGUAACCCUACAGUACCAUCCACCAGUAUAUCUUCAGUACCCACCACCUUCAUUUGGGUUUCCAGUUUAUGUUACUGCAGAACUUCAAGCGGCAAUACCCCUCGGCCAGAACCCAGACCAAAUUCAAACUUUAUAUCUGGUAUAUUUAACUGUACAUCGGGAGAAGUAGAAAGGGUAACAAAAAACAUAGAUUGUGGCUCUAAAAGCUAUUGCACAAGUAAAGAUGUACAAUAUGAUGGUGUUGUGGCUGCAGAAGUUGGCGGAGUGAAAAGUUCUACAGCAUGUGAAUGCUUUUGCACUGGAUACAGGGCUAUAUAUUAUUAAAAUUAUAACAAAAGUUAACAAAAUAUAAGAAAUUUUAAUCAUCUAAGAGUAAUAAUUUAGAAAACUUGAAUUUACAGAAAAUACUCCAAAAAUUGUAUAGUAGGAAGAAAAUAUCUGUUUUUGUCAUUUUAAUUGAUAUUAGAUGCAAUAAGUUUUUGCUGGGUUUUUUUAAUUUUUCUAGUUUGUUUGUAGGAUGAUAAAGUAACUUUAUCACCCCACGGGAAAAAUUAGGUAUGAAAUUCUAAAUUUUAAUAGCAGGGUAAUCUUAGGUGUAAUAAAUUCCCUUAAAAUUGAUAAAAACUUUGAAGCAAAGCAAUAUGCUGUUGGUGAAAUAUUUUAAUUAAAGUUGUUG